Molecule: messenger RNA, 1281 nt
Organism: Penicillium griseofulvum
Lineage: Eukaryota; Fungi; Ascomycota; Eurotiomycetes; Eurotiales; Aspergillaceae
Product: C2H2-type zinc finger protein
Exons: 5
Coding region: 1-1281 (426 amino acids)
Biological process (GO): regulation of transcription by RNA polymerase II
Cellular component (GO): nucleus
Molecular function (GO): RNA polymerase II cis-regulatory region sequence-specific DNA binding; DNA-binding transcription factor activity, RNA polymerase II-specific
Source: RefSeq, a predicted model, not a curated record
AUGGAGACUGUAGAGCCCGUCUCUUACGAGUUCCCCGGCCAUGCCGUGGCAUCGUACUCGCUACCUUACCAGGCCCCGAGUAGCUUGCCUUACAGCUUCGCCCACUCGGCGGGUCACACACAUACACACCCGAAUCCCUAUCAGCAAUACUUUGUCCCCAGUCAGCAUCCGAUACAGCCGCAGCCACUGCGUCUCACAACGGAACAACCGUUGCAGUCUCUUCCAGAGAUUCGCCCGGCAAAGAACGCCAUCACCCAGACAGUAAAGUCUACACCCGACCAUGGUCCACGAGUGCAGAUUUCCACCGGAGGGAACAGUUCACCAGUCGGGGACGAGAAACAAACCGCCGACAUCGCCUUCUCCACCAACGUGGAUGUCCUGAUGAAGGCAAUCCAGGCAAAGCACGCCUCAUCACCGACCCAGCAAUCGCUACCACCACUCCAACACCUGGCACCACCAACAUCACAGUCCUAUCCCGCAUCCUACCAGACUACCUCACCCACACCACCACGCUGCUACCAUACCAACGAAGCCCAGCUCUCACGCUCAGGCAAGAAGCGCAAGUACAACUGCAGCCUACCAGGCUGUGGUAAAAGCUUCGCUCAGAAAACCCACCUGGAUAUCCAUAUCAGGGCACACACAGGCGAUAAGCCAUUUAUAUGCAAGGAGCCCUCAUGCGGACAACGUUUCUCGCAGCAAGGCAACCUGAAGACCCAUCAGCGGCGACACACGGGGGAAAAGCCCUUCCAAUGUGAAAUCUGCCACAAGCGAUUCGCCCAGCGGGGAAAUGUCCGCGCCCACAAGCUCACCCAUGACCAAUCUAAACGGUUCGACUGUCGUCUAGAUGAAUGUGGGAAACAGUUCACCCAGUUAGGAAACCUCAAGUCCCACCAAAACAAAUUCCACGCAGCAACCCUCCACAAUCUUACCGUCCGGUUCUCUCAAAUGGGUGAGAACGGUUCGAUGAACAUGAACCCCGCAGAUCGUGAACUGUGGAUAUAUUUCGCGGGGCUAUACAAAAAUAGCAACAAGGGUAUCAAGGGUCGUGGGAAGGAUCGUCGGAUCUCGACGACGAAACGGUCUGAUGCUCAGUGUGAUCCCAUGGAUCGAAUACAGUCCGUUGAGUCUGAAGAGGGUGUUUCGAAAAUGCAGAUGCAGAUACAGUUGCGCCGGGGGAGUUUUGAUGGGUUCUCCGUUUAUAAUACUUCUAGCAGUGAUGGUGAUGAUGCGGAGCCUUAUUAUAUUGAUCGUAGGGCUCAUGUUCAUGGACAUGGGCCUUGA